Striga asiatica is the source of this 1167-nucleotide messenger RNA. The record is from the annotation of a GenBank genome assembly. Lineage: Eukaryota; Viridiplantae; Streptophyta; Magnoliopsida; Lamiales; Orobanchaceae.
AUGCACAUGAUUGUCUUUACAUGGGNCGGGUCGGCCGCCAGCGCACUCACCGUCUCGUUCAACUGCCCGGACGAAACCUGGUGCCCCGAGAACUUGGACCGAUUAUUAUUGUACAUCGCCUGCCCGAAUAUCCCGGCAGCAGCCGGAAUAUUUCCCGGCUGGCUGAGGAAGGGCGGCUGUAGGGGGUUGGGGGGGUGGGUGAGGUCGAGUGUGACGGUCGGGAAAGGGGCGGAGGCUGAGAUGGUGGCCGUGGUGGAGGAGCAAGGGAGGAGGGCCCGCCCGAGGAAAUUGGAGCCCAUGAGCCCGUCGGCGCUCGGCAUCGAGCCCGAGAGAAGCAUUCGGGCGGCCGACGAGGUGGUCGAGGCCAUGGACAUGGCGGCCGGCGGCAACGGGUGGUUGUGGUUGCCCUCGUACGUCGUGAUGAGGAUGGUCGUGUCAUUAGACGACUAUCCGCGCAUGCAUACAUACCAUGGAGGCCUCGGACCUAGCGCGAACCGAAACCCGAGCCUUCCUCAUGGUGGCCUCGGUGGCUUGGUCGGCACUUCCACGGUAGUGGGCUUGCCCUGCGGCGGUCCUACUACUUUCCGGCUCAUCUCUUUCAUCGACUUCCUUCUCAUGCGACUCGGGAGAUUGCUUGCUCGUCUGACCGUCAAACGGAGACCGCACGGCAUCCUCAUUGGCCGCAGCAAAACCGAGAUCCAUGAACUGGCGGAGCCCGUUGCUUUCGCGGCCGUUUUUCUUGUGCUCCUCAGCAAUUUCGUUGUGCUUUUGCUCGGGUUUUUGUUGCCACGCGGCGAUUUUCCGAGCUCAGCCUCUCCAUCUCCGCCUGGACUACGGCCAUCUGACACAAUUUUGACACAAUUUUACAAUUUAAUAAAUUUCAUCGUCGACGAUCGACUCGUCGCUGCCUGUGUUGGCAGUCAAAAGGUGCAAGCCACGAAAACCCCAAAAUCGUACGUUCACUUUACAAUCCAAGGCUGGGGGAUCUCGGCCGGCGAAAGGCGCCGUCCUGCUGGCCUCUUCAGCGUCGGCGUCGGCGGCGGCGGCAGACUGUUUCCUGUCGGAGAAGAAAUCCAUUUCGGCGAUCACCUUGCGUUUCCCUUGGGGGUUCCGAUCGUCGCGAUCGUAGGCGAGGGUCGCCGGGAACUGUAUGGUGGUGGGCGGUGA